UAAAAAAGGCGUCAGUCUCAAUUGGGGGAAAAUUUUAAGACGCCAAAAGAAUCACUUGGUGGGAAAUCUCUGUCUCUCCAAUUUCGUUCCAACUCUCCGCCGAUCUCACCAUCGUCAUUCUCUCUCUCUCUCUCUCUCUCCCUCUCUCUCUCACGAAGCUGAGAGCAAAGGAAUGGCGUGAUUCAAAGUCAUUGCCUUCACCAAUCGAGCACCGGCAGCCCCACCAUCCGACCUCGAUCCCGUCAUCUACAAGCCCUAUCGCUUGUCUGACCUCGACCACUUCUCGGUAAGUUGAAUAAUUGCUCUCUCAACGUUUAUUCUUGAUUUCCUUUGGAGUUUUGAUUCAGAGAUCUAUUUUAGGGUUUUCAAUUUGGGUUCUCGAUUUUGGGGUUUUGUUUUGGGAUUUCAAUUUUGAGGGUUUCGAUUCCAGGUUUUGCUUGGGGCUGCUCUACUUUGAACUUUGUUGAUAUGCUCUGGGUUUGAACUUUUUAUGGGCUUAAUAUUUGAGUUUGAAAUCAUAUGUAACACAAAUUUGCCCCCCACCUGUUCAGCUUUUUUCCCAAUUAGUUUCAGUUUGUGGAAACAAUGGUGUGGAAGAUGUUUAAAGGGGAUAUGCUUAUGCAAACAGUAGAGGAGGACAAAAAUGAAAUGGGUGUGGUGAAUUUAUAUGUGGGUAAUCUCCCAAAUGAAAUGAAUGUUGUUUGGCUAGGCCAAAUAUUCAACCACUAUGAACAAGUGGUUAUUAACAUUGCCCUAAGAUCAGCAUUCUCCUGCGUGGAUGUCUAUUGAUCUUAGGAAUUAUUUAGACAGUAUACUUGCAACUGUCACGGAGAUUGUUCUAGAUAAAUUGAUUGAUUUUUUUCUUGGUAUUUGAGAGUUCUAGGAGUUGAAAAAAGAAAAUUUUGAGUUUUGAACAAAUGACGAUAAUUCUUGUGUGAUACAUUCGUCUUGAUUAACUGGAGAAAUCUGCAGAGUUCAAGAAUACAAUGGUUACCCUAUCGGUUGGUUGUUGUUGACAUCUCAAGCUUCAAAUAUUGUUGUUUGUUUACCGGGACAACGGAGAGAUGCUUGUGAAAAGGGCUUGUCCCUAUGACUUUGCUGUAUUUAUCACCAAAUUGGUAAAACAGGAGAGGCAUCAGAUUGAUAACUUUUCUCUUGAAGUCUCGAUUCCAUCUAGUGUUGUGGAAAAUGAACAAGAGUUUUUUGUUAUAUAUGAAAAGGAAGUACGAUUAUGAACUUUUGUUUUUUUUCGGUGAUUUUCAGAAGUUUGAAAGGACAAUGAGAGGUAUGCAGGGUGCUCUCAUUGUUGCCUCUUGUUUCCAGAUGCUUAUCGGCUUUUUAGGAGUGUGGAGAAAUGUUGUAAGGUUUCUUACCCCUCUUUCUAUGGUUCCUCUCCUGACUUUUACUGGACUUGGGCUAUACUAUCUUGGUUUUCAAAUGGUAAGAUUCGCUGAUCCUUCAACACAUGUUUUGUCUUUAAUCCUGGCUUUUCUAGUUUAGACCUGAUAGCAACUUCAUUUUUGCUCCCUUACUCAAUCUUUAGUUCUGAAAAAUAAAGUAAAAGGCCCUUCCGAAGGGAGUAAAAU
Molecule: messenger RNA, 1586 nt
Organism: Rhododendron vialii
Lineage: Eukaryota; Viridiplantae; Streptophyta; Magnoliopsida; Ericales; Ericaceae
Product: putative nucleobase-ascorbate transporter 9
Exons: 4
Coding region: 1189-1500 (103 amino acids)
Biological process (GO): transmembrane transport
Cellular component (GO): membrane
Molecular function (GO): transmembrane transporter activity
Source: RefSeq, a predicted model, not a curated record